AACUAAACUUGUAGUUAGUUUUUCUGAUGUUUUUGUUCUUGAUCUAAUCUACCGAUUCAGAUAUAUAUGAAUUUAUUGUAAAUGUUUUAAUUAAUUUUGUAUACUACUCAAAUGUAUUGAAAGGUUUUUGUAUUAAAUGAUAUUCUACACAAAAAAUUAUGAUCAUCUUCUAACCUGUCUGUACAAAAGCAUAUUUUAAGUUAAUACCAUUAAAGUUUAUUUAAUUUUUAUAAAACAAAAUAUUUACGUUUGUAAAAGUUUUAGAUUUUAUUAUGCAAGUCUAUUUCAAGAGAAUGAAGAAACACAUAUUAUUCUUGAAUUUCUUUCAACAUUUAAAGUUUGUAUGAAGUUCAUACAUAAAGUCUCUAAUCCUAUUUUCCAUGAUGAAACAUUUGCAUGGAUUUUGGAGCGCUAUUCGAUAAUUUUCUUUGAGUUCAUAUCAGAGUUGAGAGGGAAAAUUCAGAUGCAAUCUUUAAGCGAGGAAAAUGAUUUGUGCUCUAAAGUUAAGGAGCUUGAGAAAGAAGCUAUGAAGCCUGAAAAAGUAAAAUCUCGUUGGCGUCGCAACAGUGAAUUAGAAACAGGUGACAAGUCAUCUGUUUCAGACGUUGAUGGUGACAAAGCGAUGACUGCAAAAACAAAAAUGGUGGUGGAUACUAAAAAAGACUCUGCAAAUGAUACUAAAGUCAUAGAUUCUAAUGGAGAGGUGAAAGUAAAAAUGCCUGUUUAUGAUUAUUUGGAAGAAAACGUGUAUCUUUUUGAGAGGAAACGAUCGAAGGGGAGGAAAGAAGCUCGUCGAAUGUUAUGUGAUUGUUCUCUUACUGAAGAAAUGCGACAAGAGGGUAAAUUAGGAUGCCAGGAUGAAUGCUUGAAUAGAUUACUGAUGAUUGAAUGUGGUUCACGAUGUUCUUGCAAAGAGGCUUGCUCUAAUAAAAGAUUUCAAAAAAGAUUAUAUGCAAAAGUGGAGCCUUUCAAAACUGAUAAAAAAGGGUGGGGAUUAAAGCUUCUGGAAGAUGUACCAAUAGGCAAUUUUGUCAUUGAGUAUGUUGGAGAGGUUAUAAGUACACAAGAAUUUAAACAAAGAGUAAAACAAUAUGCUCGAGAAAAAUCAAAUCACUAUUACUUUAUGGCCUUGAAAAGUGAUGAAAUAUUAGAUGCAACAAACAAAGGAAAUUUAUCUCGCUUUAUGAAUCACAGCUGUGAUCCAAACUGUGUAACACAAAAAUGGACUGUGAAUGGUGAGCUACGAAUAGGCUUCUUUGCUAAAAGAGAUUUAAAAGCUGGUGAAGAACUUACAUUUGAUUAUCAGUUCCAACGCUAUGGCCGUGAAGCUCAAAAAUGCCAUUGUGGGACUGAAAUAUGUUCUGGUUAUAUUGGUGUUUCUAAUGAAAUAUCUGUAGAUGUCAGUAUAAAAUCAAAUAAGCGGAAAAAGAAUGAAGAGAAAAAACUUGAAAAUCAGGAAGAUUUAAUACUUGAAGAAGAAAUUGAAAAAUUGUCAGAAAAUGGUGGUUUAAGAAAUAAGGAAGAAACGCUAUUAUUAGCAAGACUGAUGGUUCGUGCAGAGGAUUUAUCUUCUCGAGAAAAAUUGUUGGAUAUUCUUCUAAGAACCACUGAAAAUAUCCUCAGAUUGUUCCUUGAUUAUCACGGCUUAUCAUUGCUUUGGAGUUGGAUGGUCGAUUCAGAUGAACCGAAUUUUAAAAAUAAAAUAUUACAGGUUUUGUCUUCACUUCCUGUGCCAAAUAAAACAAUGCUAUUAGAAAGCAAAGUCUAUAGCAUUGUUGAACGAUGGGCAUCAGUGCAUUGUAAAUUAUUGCCUUCCGAGGUAACGGAACAGUCAUUUAACUGUGAUAAAAAGUUUAAAAAAUCCUGUGAUACAUCUGAUAGUGAUACCCCUAUUACUUCAGAAAAUGAGGAAAAUAGUCUUAUGAAUGGUAAUUCGGAAAAUGCUUGUCGCUCUGAUGAAGAAAGUAGAGAUCUUCCUGAGGAAGUUAAUCCAAAGAGUAGUAGUGAAAUAUCAGUCUUUGCUAAUAAACUGCUUUCAUCUUGGAAGGAACUAAAGGAGGAUUUCAGAAUACCUAGACGUGAACAGCCUAAAUCUCAUUUUAAAGGUCAUUCACAUAAUAAUAGUAGAAGGCAAAGAAGAAUGUGCUGGUCGUGCCAGGACUCAGGUGAAUCAUUUUGCAAGCAUUACUCUAGAUGGAAUCAUUCUACAGAAAGGAACAGAGAUUCUUGGAAUAGUCGAAGCAGAAAUAAUUCCAUUCAUUGUGAAGAUCACAAUAGGAAAGUUUUGUUACCUACUCCUGAAGGACUGUCUGUAGAAAAUCUCAAAUACUCACCCAUUGGUUCUCAAACUUUUACAAAAGAGGAAAGACGUGAAAGAGUUAUUAUACCAAUCCAUGAAAGUGGUACUAUGGCUAAUCACAAAUACUCACCUAAUAACUCUCAGUUUUCAUCAAAGGAGGAAAGACGUGAAAGAGCCCUCUUACCCACUCCCGAAGUUGCACCUGUGGAUAAUCAUAAGUACCCACCAAACUCCCAUGUUUUGACCAAAGAAGAAAGACGAGAGCAAUUUGCUCGCAGUGUCCAACUAGAGGAGCAAAAGAAAAAAGCUCUACUGGAGCAGCAAUAUGGAAAUGGACUAAUUAUUGAAAACAAUUGUAAUAAUUAUAAUUACAAUGGCAAUUCAGAAUAUAAUUUAACAAAUGAUAAUGGGAAUUAUGCUCUCAGUGUAAAUUCAAACAAUUAUUCUUUUACCGAACUUCAGAAUGGGCACACUUAUAACUCUUAUUAUUAUAGUACUGAUGCAUCACAUCCAAAUCAACCUCAAUACUUGCCUAACUCAAUUACAAACGAUUCUGUAAAUGUGAAUAUUACUUUGACACCUGAAAAUGCAAAUACUUACCAACAAGAUGCUUUAUACCAGACUUCCCAUUCUCAGGUGCCUUUUGUUGGUACGCCUUUGCCGGUAAUAUCACAUCAAGCCUCUGUUAUGUUACCUGAUAGUAAUCAUUUAACUGCACCUAUAACUGGAAUUGGAACUUUAAAUUCAUCACCUCAUGUGCCUGCUUCAUUACCGGUUUUAAAUCAAGAAAUUACUGCACCAUCCAAUACAGUUAUACAUCCAUCAUUAUAUUCAUCAGAGCAAAUUCCUGGUCAAGAAAACUAUUCAACAUCAUUUUCUACACAUUACCAUGAACAUUAUCCUGUGUCUGAGCAUAACAAUAUUCUUUAUUCACAGUCUCAAUAUCCACAAGUGCUUCCCGCGCAGGUUGUUAUUGACCCAACACAGUCAUAUUUAGAAGUUAAUGGUGAAGCAAAAUCAAUAGUUCCUACAACUCUUCCUCCAAACUGGAAAACUGCCACUGACUCUGAAGGAAAUGUUUAUUAUUAUCAUGUAUUAACAAGGCAAACCCAGUGGGAUCCUCCAGAGAGGGAAAUGCUCGAUACUGUUGAUGAUCCUGAUGAAGACACACCUACAUAUGAUGAACCUAAAGAACAUAAACAAACUCUAAGAAAAAAAUCUCAUAAAAAGCACCCGAAGAAAAGAAGUACGACUACUGCUGCAGCCGAUACUAGUAGUGUUCAAGUUACUCAUGAAGUGGCAAAGAAAAUUAAAGAGCUUUUCCGCACCAAAAUGUCCACAUAUGUAGUUUCAAUUUUAAAUCCUUAUCAUAGGGAUGAUUGUAGAGUUGGAAAAAUUACUAGCAAUGAAGAUUUUAAGCAUUUAGCUAGAAAACUCACACAUUUUGUGAUGGCAAAAGAACUAAAGCAUUGUAAAAAUGUGGAAGAUUUGGACUGUAAUGAUAAUGUAAAGAUCAAAGCAAGGGAUUUUAUCCAUAAAUAUAUGUCUAAAUUUGGACCCCUGUACAAAAAAGAAAAAUAUGAGUCACUCUUUGUAUAGUUAAUUUUGUGUUUUGAAUCAUAGCUAACCAUAUACCUGCCUUUAUCAUAACUACAUAUGAUAAAUUAGGAGUCAUCAGAAUUUUGAGAUUUCCGUUUUGUAAAUAUAAGUGGAUAAAAAAAAGUUACGAAGUUCGUUUUAAACCAAUUUUGUUUCUGUUUGAGGACUUGUUUGAUCAUGUCAGAUUUAUUUAUUAGCAUUCAAAUUCAAUCCUUCCUUUUAAUUUUUUCAUGUUACAAUUUUUUUUUCUAAAAUGCAACUAUACCAAUACAUUGUAUAAUAUUAAAUGUUUAUUGGUUGAUGUUGUCUUUCAAAACCAAAAUAUGAAUGACUUAUUCCUUUCAUUUUUACGUCCUUAUUGCACACCCUGAACACAAUAAUUUUAUUUAAGUGAAGCCAGACCGGUCCGUGCAAAUAAUGUAGAAGACUUAUUAUAUUUAAAUUGCUACUAUGUUAUAUUAGCUCAGUUUAUUUUGGAAUUGUUAUUAAAUCUGUGUAGUAAUAAUCAAUUUUAUUUCUUACUGAGUUAUUACUGUUAAUUAACCUCAAUCUCUCAUUAAUUUUUGCAUAAUUAAGAAUAAUUUGCCUUUCUUAAUAUCAGUUAUAUAUUUAUAUACCUGAACCAAUUUUUACUACAUCAUCAUUAUUAUAAGUUCUUCGAUUAUAAAUCGGAUUCAUUCUUCGAUUUCAUUUAAUCAUUACAUAUUCAUUUGCCUCAUGUAUAUUUGUUGUGAACUAAGUAAUGAUCUAUUACUUACUAUUAUUCGACGUAAUUUUACUUCAUGAAAUAUAAUUUUUUGUUAUUUGUUAGUUUUUAAUAUUAACUCAUGUUUCCAAAAUCAAUUAUGUUUUUAACAGUAUUUUUUACAUUAAAAUAUGCUUAAAUGAAAGUUUAAUCUAAUUUUUUGAACAUCAUAUCCUAUUCAUCAAUUUCAUAGACUGAAUAGUUCAUAAAAUGAAAUGAAAUUUUCAGGCCUGUUAUCUAAAGAGUCAAAUCAAUGGUCUUAACUUUUUAAUAUUUGACUAAAUGUGACAACUGUGCAAUUUGAAAUGUUAAUAAACAUUCAUAUAAUAUUUUAAAUUGUAUUUAUACCGCAGUGCUUUUUGUGCUUAGAUGCAUUAAAUCACAACUAUGCAUUUUUAAUGUGUUUAAAUAGUAUAUAUGCUGUUAAAAAAAAAUUGUGUUCAAUAAUUAUGCAUUAUUCAAUAUUAUUACAAGAGCAAUUUUUUUCUCCUAAACUGUUUUUAAAAAAUCAAAAAUACAAUAUAUUUUUGGUACUAAAAGUUAACUGAUUUAUUUUUAAUAAAGUUAAUGUAUAUUUUUGUAAGUAUGCUUGCCUAUAAUGAGAGUUAUUUUGCAAUGUUGCAAGUUAUGCCUAUAAAGAUAAAGUGUGAUCAUAAAAUUAUUUUUUUUUUCUUCUUUAGUUUAUUCUUAAUUGCAGAAACAUGUCAGCAAGGUAACUCCAAUCACCUGGGUUUAUAAAAUAAACUGUUCACUAAAAUUUGGUUUUUCACUAAUGUUUCCUCAUAAUGUAGAUACAAUUUUUAUUAUUAUUAUGCAUAGCUUGCAACCUUGUUUUUUGUAUAUCAGCAAAAUUCCGUACAAGACCGAACUAUGCAAAAAUUGCAAUAAAAACUUUUACCAAAUAUUUUUGACUCUUGUAUAGUAUUUGUAACAUUAAGGUAUAAUUUUUAUUUGUGCUUAGAAUCUUCAACCUAUUAUUUUCAUAUUAAUACGGCUUACUUUAUAUUUUGAAUCACAAAUAUUAUCUAGUAAUGUGGUCAAUUGCAUAAUAUUUCAAAAAAAUUUCAACUUUGAUAUUAUGAGUGUAUCAAUCUUGUCUUUGUUUUUCCAAUGAUUUUAUCCAGUGUUGUAAUUAAAAAGUUGUACAGUGUUAUGACUGAAAAGUGAUGCUGAUGUCUGAUUUUUAGCUGAAAUGUUUUCAAAUAAUGUUUAGAUAAUUCUCGUAUCUAGAAAAAUAUAUAUUUUUCCACACUAGUUUUAAAUUUUAUUUCCUGUGUUUUUUCUUAUAUUGUCAAAGCUUUUUCCUAAUCAGUCUAAUCUGUUAUUUUAUAAAUAAAUUUUUUCUUAUCCUUAAAAUAAGAAUUCACCAAAUAUUCAACAUCUACAUUUUUUGAAAGAAUAUUGUUUAUGAUAAACUUUAGUGAGAAAAAAAUACUAAAUUACAUUGAAAAUCUCGAUGUAAAAUAAUACAUGUGCAACAUAUGUAAAAUGUACAUGUUAGUAAUGUUUUGUUUAAAUAGCAGUAUUGAACCUUGAACAAGUUUUUCCCUUUACUAAAUUUAUACUUUUUUUUAUUUCUGGAUUUUCAACAUGUUGUAGUUCAGUUCUUUAUUGUUUUCUUUUAAAAACCUUUUUUUUCUAUCAAAAUUGAAUUCCCUGAACUUUUCCCCAUUCAGGUAUUAACACUGUAAUUUAUUACAGAUAAAAAAUUAUAUUUACCUAUAAAAAAUGUGAAAUGUAUCUUUAUGAAAAUUUAGAAAUUUGACAAAAAAAUUAUUUUUUAAUAUUAUGCUGUAAAAUGCCCAAGAAAUGUAUCUUAAAUAUAACUAUUUGUGACAUACGCAAAUGAUUAUAGAAUAAUUCAAAGUUAAUAAACAAUAUUCAUGUGUUUUUAAGUACCAUUAUUUCUUCCUUCCAGUUAUUAAGAAAAAAUUGUAUAUUUUUCACAAUCUUGUUGAAAGGCUAUAAAUGUGUGAGUUUGAAAUAUCAAUUAACUUCGGAGUAACUUUCUGUUCUAAGGGCUUUUUAAUUAACAUUAAGUACCUUUCCCAGUAAGUCGCUUUUUACUCAUUCAGAAAACCAAUAUUAGUGAAAGGAACUAAGAGCCGCUAACAAAAAUUUUCAUUGCCUCAUAACAUGCUUGUGUAAGCAAAGGUUUUAUAAACAUUCUGUUUAAGAAGCUGAAUCAAUAUAUACUGUGUGAUUCCUUAAUUACUUUUUCAAAUUAGUGAGUUGACAAUAUGUUUCUAAUGUCAUUAGUUAUUGAAAAUUUUAUUAUGAAUAUUAUAUGAAAUCUGUUUAUUAAUUAUUAAUCGUGAUAUGCUUUGAUUGCAAUAUUUUAUAUUGUAAAAUUUACCAAAGUCAUGUUAUUUUAUUUUGUGUUUAUUUUAUUUAGUACGAGUUGUGUAUCUUUCUUUUGCACACGACUAUAGUGAUAAGUUGAUUUUCUUACAGCAAAUUUAUUUUAUAGAUGUAAUGUGAUAACUUGAUUGUUUGUCUUGUUUAUUUUUUAAAUUUUGCUAUUUAAAAAACAUGUGCUGUAUUUUAGAAAAAGUGAAUUUGUGGAAUAUGUUGUUAUAUUUUGACAGUGUUAUAAUUUCUUUUUAUUUGGUCACAAUUCAUCAUACUUUUUGUUGUCAAUUUUUAUUAUAAUUUAUGAGUUUUCAUAACCAAUCAUAUUCAUAUAUAUUUAACCCAAAGUAAUUGUGUUUAUAUAGUUAGAAUUUUUUUUAGGAAAAGGAAAUUCUGUUACUACUAUUUCAAAUUACUUUAUAAGUUAGUAAACAUAUACAAAUAUUUUCUUUUGUGUGUUAAUUAACUUUGCGAAUUAGAGUACUAUAUGUUUUUCAUUAUUUGUAAUUAUUAAAUUUAUAAAUCUGAAUCAUCAAGAAUUAAAGCAAAUUUUUAUAAAUUAUCUAAGCCUGAUCAAUGUUGAUUUUCAUUUUAAGUACUUUUCUUCUGAUCUGCUCUUUCUUAAUCUUAAGUACUCUUAAUAACUCAUAAUUCCCUUUUGAAUGCAAUGUUACAUUUAUGAUUUAUUUAAGUGCUUAGUUUACUUUUAUUGCCUUUUUAAAGGAGAAAUGCAUAUUUUUGUUUACAACAUCUUUUUACCCUUUAGUCUCUACAGUAGACUUUUUACCAUUUUUUUUUUUUUUUAACUGAUCUACCAAGUAAAAGUAGAAACAUGUUCUAAUAUUAAGUAAAGAAAGUUUGAUAUCACUAUUUGAGCAUAUUUUAGAGUCUGGAACAUGCUUUAGUUGUUGUGAUCCAAGUUAUUAGUUUAAACAUGUUAUUAACUUUAAUUUUACAAUAAAUAUUUUAGGCAUUCUCUUUGUCAUUUCAACUGACAAGUAUUAGUUUCCACUCUAAUACUAGAUUGGGCAAAAGAGAGAGAAAAAAAAAUUUAAAACACGGUGAUAUAGCAACACUUUAUGUAUACUAUUUCCAUUUACAGAAGUAAGCUUAACUGAUGAGUUUUGUCAUUUUCUAUUAUUAUUUUUAAUAAAACUUAUAAAAUUUGCUAACAUUUAAAAAAAAAUAAUUUAAAAUAAUUGUAUGUAUUCACUGUUAUUAAAAACUAUUAUAAAUUGCAAUUUGAUUUAAUUAGUUUAAAUUUUUUUUCAUGCUGUAUAAAAUUAUAUGCUUGAUAUGCUCCAUUAAUCUAUAUAAACUAUUAAAAAAAAUAGCUGUGGAACUGUUAUUUAAUAUAGUUACUGCAUAAAUGCUUUUUGAUAAAUUAUAAAUUUAGUUUUUUUUUCUCUGUUUGUAGUAACUUAUCAUAUUGCAGAAUUAGGGAAAAGAGAAAUAAACGGGAAUUAAUAUACAUAUAGAAAUUACAGAAUCUUUACACUUGAAACGCUCUGCAUCAUUAAGUACUUCUUGCUAAAAUUAAUGAGGGCAAAAAGAAACUUUUGAAAAUGUGCUCAUAAGUCAUCACAGUGAAAAGUCUAUUAGUAUUAUUCAUCUAUGGUCACUACUUUUAAACAAAAAUAUAAAAUAGUUUCUUUUAAAUAAAAUGGCACCUUUGCAUUGCAAAAGUAUAAGAGUACAAUAUGUUAUAUUAACAAGAAAUAUAAAUCUAUAUUUUAAAUAUGUAUUUUUCAUUGCGCAAAAAGCAGAAAAUGUGUACUUUAAUUCACCAAUAAAUUUUGUUGCAGCUCCAACUUUAGUAAUUUACUUACAACUUGUAUAAAUCAGCUAAAUAUUGAUUUUAGAUUUUCAAAUAAUGUUAAUGCAUUGAUCAACUGAAAAUGUUUUAAUUUAUGGGUUUUGCAGUCUUAAAAAGGUAUGCCUACAAAGAUUCAUUGUACCUUUUUAUGUUUAAUAAUCUUUUUCUAACGUUGGAUUUUUCUCGACGUAAAAAAUAAUUCAAUUUUAAACAUUUUGAAAGAAAAAAAAUUUUGAUUUCAAAACUUAGCAUUAGUUUUGUUUUAGUUUCCAUGAUAGUAUCCAUUGAUGAGCUAUCAGUUAAUUAAUAUCCAUGAUAGUGUCUACAUUUUUUUAAUAUAUUGAUUUUGAUUUUAAUGAUAAAUAAUUUUUAAUAAAAUCUCAAUUUAUCCAUUAGUGUAUGAAAGGACUUGUGGCUAGAGUAUCAGGAUUUAGAAGUGAUAAGUACUUUUCUUGAAUUUCAUUAUUUUAUCAUACUUGCUUAGCAAUUGCAAUAUCUUCCCUAUUUUUUAUUUAUUUUUUACUCCUAUGAUACUAUAGUUAAUAUUGAAUAGUAAAACUUAUGUCCUUCUGCGUUUGUGUAAUUUACUCUCACUAUGUAUUGUUCCAAUUCUGUUGUAAUUUUUAGUGUGCUAGACAGUUGAGAAUUGUAUCAUGUGUUACAAACAUGAAAAAGAAAGUUUUAGACACCUAUAGGCAUCAGGAGAAAAUCAACAUGUUCACAACCUUUGUUUUAAACUUUAUUGCUGUUUUCUAAUUGCAAGCACAACCUUAUGAGAUAAGGAUUUUUCUUAAAAAACAGCUUUUUUUCCUCAUCAUACAGUACAGUUUAGAUUCUUGAAAUUAAAUUUAAUAAUUAAGUAAUACUAAUUAAUGAAUUAGCAAAUGUUUUUUGAAAUAGAAUUAAAUUAUUUGGUUCUAUUCUUUGUUUCUCUUUUUACACAAAAGUUACAUUGGAAUAUCACUGGAAAAUGAGUAGAAAAUUAAAUCUAUUUCUUGUCAAUUGAAAUCAAAAGCCUACAAGUACUAAUGUUCAAUUAAAACUCAUUAAACUCUUUUUGAGUUUUCUCUAAAUGUGUUUGACCUAAUUGAAAUUCUAUAUAAAUUUUUUCUCUACUCUCAUAAGUUGUUAGUGAUAUCAUUGCUGUAUUAAAAUUAUAAAUCUUCAAAGAAAAAUCAUUUUUAUCUCAUGCUACUCAAGAUUUACUUUUAUGUUAUAUGUUACUGUAUUGUGUUAUAAAUAUUAUUUUCUUAUGCUAGUUAUUAUAUAAUAAUUAGUAUAUUGUCUGUUUUAUAUUAUUCUUACUUUAAAUUGUGGGAGAAAAAGAAUCUGUGUAUUUUUCAUCAAUAUUUAUAUUUUUAUAUGACUCAUGACUUCGUAAUGGUGUGCUCAUAUUUAAAAAGUUAUAGUAAAAUAUAUUUGACUGCCUAGCUGCCAACUUAUACAAAUUUUUUCAUAACAUUAUAUUUUUUUAUUUAAAGUGGUAGCAAAAUUUAUGCUUUAUUUUCAUAUCUUGAAUUCAUAAAUUUAGUUUUAAAACAUUUUGACCACCAUCAAAUAUAAAUAAAUCACAUAUAUAUUUAAAAGCAUCAUAACUCAACAAUGGAGUGUUCAGAUUCUGACUAAAUUAAAAAAUAUUUCUGCAUACAAUUGUAAUUCAAUUUCCAUAUCACUACCACUUGGGAAAUUCAUCCUCAAGAAAAGUAAAAGUUGGCAGGUAUGGGACUGCUUUUUUCUGUACAUAAAUCAUUCUUAUACAAGAUAAUUGCUGCCAUUUGGAUUUUGUAUUUAUGUAGAGUCUUGAUAUAAUAAAACUUCAGUUUCCUAAAUAAAUGUAUUUCAUUUGAUAUUAAAAUUUAUUUUAUGGUUAUAA
Parasteatoda tepidariorum (common house spider) is the source of this 10684-nucleotide messenger RNA. RefSeq names its product histone-lysine N-methyltransferase SETD2. Gene Ontology annotation, molecular function: protein binding; histone H3K36 methyltransferase activity. Gene Ontology annotation, cellular component: chromosome; nucleus. Gene Ontology annotation, biological process: regulation of DNA-templated transcription. The record is from RefSeq and is a predicted model, not a curated record. Lineage: Eukaryota; Metazoa; Arthropoda; Arachnida; Araneae; Theridiidae.